CAUUAACGCAAUAAUAAAGAUGUAUGUCGGUUUAAAUCUGGGUGAGUCAUCAGCGUUAUACUCAACUGAAUAUCGAAAACGGAUGUGAUCUUUAACUCCACCUCAGAACAACGAGACACCAGCAGGUCCCACAGGAGGUCUGAUGAGGAAGAAGAGCGCGCAUGCUCUCUAAAGUCUACAAACAAAAAUUGAAAGUAGAUAAACGUCUCUUCUGUUGAUCCUCCAGUCGGACCAGAGCCAGAGGUCUCACUCUCACCUGAGACUGAAGACAGGGCAGAGAGAUGAUGAAGACUCCUCAGACCAUCCAGCUGCUGUUGCUGCUGAUGAUGAUGACUAGUGUUUGCAUUGACGGGUACAAGCCUGUCAUCAUCGUUCAUGGCAUCUUUGAUUCACCAAAACAGUUCAAAACGUUGUCUCUUUUCAUCACCAAGGUGCAUCCAGGCACUGAGGUGACGGUGAUUGACUUGUAUAACAACCUGGCCAGUAUGAAGCCGUUGUGGAGGCAGGUCCGAGACUUCAGGAAAGCCUUUGACGCCGUUGUGCAAAAGAAUCCUGAUGGUGUCCAUCUUCUGUGCUUCUCACAAGGUGGUCUGAUUUGUCGAGCAAUUCUCUCCACGGCUCCCCACCACAACGUGCACACCUUCGUUUCGCUGUCGUCACCACAGGCCGGGCAGUAUGGAGACACAGAAUACCUGAGGUGGGUAUUUCCUGACUGCAUGAAGAAGACGGUGUUUCGUAUUUGCUACAACAGAGUGGGACAGAAAGUGGCUAUCUGCGACUACUGGAACGAUCCUCACCAUAGGUCCCUCUAUCUGCAGGGGAACGGCUUCCUGCCGAUGCUCAACGGUGACAGACCUCACAAAGACAUGACAGCAUGGAGGGAAAACUUUCUGCGCAUCAAGAAGCUCGUGCUGAUUGGAGGACCAGAUGAUGGCGUCAUCACACCGUGGCAGUCCAGCCACUUUGGAUUCUAUGACAGCAACGAAAACAUCGUACAAAUGAGGAACCAGGAGUUUUACAAGAAUGAUGCAUUUGGCCUGAAGACGCUGGACGCUCGGGGCAACGUGUCGGUGUGCGUUCACUCUGGAGUGAAGCACACUCAAUGGCACUCAAACUACACAGUGUUCAGCAGCUGUAUAGAGAAGUGGCUCACAUGAAGAGUGUGAGAGAUCAACUGAAAUAGACUAUAUGAUCUAAACUGUAUUUUAUUUAUAUGAUUUUUUUAUACAAGACUGUCACCAUAUAAACCAAACACCUAUUAAAAAUAUAUCAGCAUCUAUAAA
Messenger RNA from Sebastes umbrosus (honeycomb rockfish), 1283 nucleotides. Its product is annotated as lysosomal thioesterase PPT2-A-like. The record is from RefSeq and is a predicted model, not a curated record. Gene Ontology annotation, molecular function: thiolester hydrolase activity. Lineage: Eukaryota; Metazoa; Chordata; Actinopteri; Perciformes; Sebastidae. The coding region runs from base 282 to 1157 and encodes 291 amino acids. The transcript is spliced from 8 exons. Gene Ontology annotation, cellular component: lysosome.